Molecule: messenger RNA, 1623 nt
Organism: Diutina rugosa
Lineage: Eukaryota; Fungi; Ascomycota; Pichiomycetes; Serinales; Debaryomycetaceae
Gene: DLD2
Product: D-lactate dehydrogenase
Exons: 1
Coding region: 1-1623 (540 amino acids)
Biological process (GO): lactate catabolic process
Cellular component (GO): mitochondrion
Molecular function (GO): FAD binding; D-lactate dehydrogenase (NAD+) activity; D-lactate dehydrogenase (cytochrome) activity
Source: RefSeq, a predicted model, not a curated record
AUGUUUCGCCGGUUCUUGAGCACCCGGCCGCCGCCCCGCCCCACUCCUCCGUCGCUCCUGCGGCUCUUGAUGCCGGUGACGGUGGCCCUAGGCGUGGUGGUGGCGUACCGUGUCGGGCGGAUGACGUCGCCUUGGCUGACGGCGCUGACGACUCCCGUCGCCGACGUCGACCCGCCCCGCUACGCGCUGGCUGGCGAUGUUAAACAGGCGAUCAAGGAGAUUGAGAGCCUAGGGGUGGAGGUGUCGUCGUCACCCGCCGAUAUCGCCCACCACACGCUGAAUGAGUUCACGCCCCACCUCCCGUUGCCCGAGGAAAAGCCUCAGUAUAUCAUCUACCCGACGCUGACGGAGCUGGUGGCGGCGGUGAUGAAAGUGUUGCACCGGUACCUGGUCCCCGUCGUCCCCUUCAGCGGGGGGCUGCUGCUCGAGGGCCAUUUCUACAACACGCGCCAGGGGGUGUGUGUCGACACGCUGAAGAUGAACCGCAUUUUACGCGUCAACCACGACGACUUGGACUGUGUCGUCGAGGCCGGGGUGAACUGGGUCGCCCUCAACGACGCCGUCGCCCCCUACCGCCUCGAGUUCGGGUGUGACUGUGGCCCCCAGGGGCAGAUCGGGGGCAUGGUCGCCACCAACGCCCUGGGGAUCAACGCCGUCGCCCACGGGCUGAUGCUCCACAACGUCAUCGGCGUCACCGCGGUGUUGGCCGACGGCACCGUCGUCAAGACCAAGCAGCGGCCGCGCAAGCUGAGUGCCGGGUACAAUUUGACCGGGUUGAUGGUGGGGAGCGAGGGGACGCUUGGCAUCGUCACCGAGGCCACGGUCAAGUUGCACGUGAAGCCCCAGGCGGAGCUGACGGUGGUGGGCCAGUUUGCCCUGGUCAGAGACACCACCGACGUCGUCAGCCACUUGUUCCGCCUCGGGAUCCACCCGCACCACCUCGAGCUCUGCGACGCCGACAUGAUGAAGUGCUUUAAUUACGCCGGCUACACCCCCAGCGACGGCACCAAGUGGGCGGAGGUGCCGACGUUAUUCAUCAAAGUCGGGGGCAUUCUGAAACUGGUGGUGAAAGAGUACGUCAACCAGAUUAAGGAGGUUGCCCGCCAGCACCACUGCCACCGAUUCACUGAGGCGCAAAGCCAAACAGACGCCGACGUCCUCUGGGGCUACCGCAAACACGCCUUUUUCGCCAUGUUGGACUACGCCCGCCACGAGAUCGACCCCGACGUCCGCGUGUGGGUCACCGACAUCGCCGUCCCCGUGCUGCGGCUUUCCGACACCCUCGCCCAGUGCCGGGCCCUCAUCGAGGCCAGCGGGUUUGAGAGCGUCGUCCUCGCCCACGCCGGCGACGGCAACUUCCACGCCGACCUUUUCUACACGGAAAAAGACGAGCAGGAGUGCAAGCGGGUCGUCGACGCCAUGGUGGCGGUGGGGUUGGCCAACGAGGGGACGUGUUCGGGCGAGCACGGCGUCGGCAACCUGAAGCGGCGGUACUUAGUCGAUGAGCUCGGCGGCGCCGCCGUCGACACCAUGCGCCGCAUCAAAUUGGCGGUGGACCCGAAGCGGAUCUUGAACCCGGACAAGGUGUUUACCAUCGACGCCAACGAUGAUCGCGAUUACUGA